This is a messenger RNA of Prorocentrum cordatum, 1302 nucleotides long. The record is from the annotation of a GenBank genome assembly. NCBI's taxonomy places the organism in Eukaryota, Dinophyceae, Prorocentrales, Prorocentraceae.
CUCUCCGGUCCAGAACGCCGAGCACGAACCGCGGUCAUCUUCGCGCCCCCGUGGGCGACCCAGGCAUCGCGAGCCGGCAGGCACAAGGCAGAUCGUGCCUCUCCCUCGACCGCAUGUUUCGUUCUCGCCAAAGCAGCAAUCCGCCGUCCUCCGCUGACCACCCACGUGGCGGUCGGCGAUGCAGCAAGUCAGGGUGAAACAUCAAAUGAACCAGUGUCAGUCCUCGCGCCGCUGAGCAAGAGCGAGGAUGCGCAUACAACGGACAACCGCAGCCCCAACCAUACCCCCCCAAGCACCAGAUGACGGUGCUGUCGCCCCUCCCGCGACCGCGAGGUCCCCCUCGACCUGCGGGGUGCGAGGACCACGAGAUCCCGCUCCGGCGCCCACCGAAAUCAGGCGUGCGUUGAGCUCAGGGAGGGGCCGAAGCUGAGCAGGAGAGAGGGAAUGAAAAAUGUGAAAGGCGAGAGUGCAAGCUGAACCGCAGAGUCUGAAAGGGAGCAACGUGAAGUAAUUGGCAAACACUCUAGUCUUGACUGGUGAUAUGUGCCAGACGAGGAAAAAGUAUGAGCGAUCUGAGCUCGGCUUCGCAAGCAUCAGCGCUGUUCAUGUUGGUGAAGGUACACGCACAAAUCCUGGAUGAACUCAGCAGUUCAUUGCAUGGAGCUUGGCAUGGGAGAAGAACGGGAUGGAAGAGACCUAAGCAUGCCUAAUGCACACAUCGGCCCUGCUCGCUCCUCCAUUCUUCUGGGAAAGCUGGGACGAAUUGGCGAUAUCGCCUGGACAUCUUAGUGCCCCGUCCAUCGAGCCCUUCCCAGAGGGGCAUGCAGGUGCAACGUACGCAAGGAGUCACAUUGAGCGCCCACACGCCAGGUGCAGGUCACUUCUUCUCACGAGAACUCGCCGAUCGAAACGCGUCGGAUCGGCGGAAAUCGACGAACCACCUGCCCUCCCUCCGUGCAGCUCCCGCUCAUUUUGAAGACGCAUGUGCGCGGCGCUGAGAGGCGCUGCAGAGAAGAAGAGGCGCACCGAAGCCCGCAUCGGAAAGCUCGAGGCCGAACCGGAUCGGCGUCGGCACCGGAGUCGGAGGGCGUCCUCCCCUGGGCGGGAGGAGGCAGAGGAGGGAGAGGAGGAGGAGGAACCCUCGAGGGAGGGCGAGGAGGAGGGACAGGAUACCCUCCUCGAAGGAGCCCCCCCGCCUCGCCCUGCCCUCCUCACGGGCCGCGAGGCCGCGCGGGCGCCGUGCGCGGCCUCGCGCGGGCCCGGCCACCCGACGCCCCGCCGGGGGGGGGGGCGGCUCUGCGC